Molecule: messenger RNA, 3119 nt
Organism: Tachyglossus aculeatus (Australian echidna)
Lineage: Eukaryota; Metazoa; Chordata; Mammalia; Monotremata; Tachyglossidae
Gene: PIGT
Product: phosphatidylinositol glycan anchor biosynthesis class T
Exons: 12
Coding region: 1-1752 (583 amino acids)
Biological process (GO): attachment of GPI anchor to protein
Cellular component (GO): GPI-anchor transamidase complex
Source: RefSeq, a predicted model, not a curated record
AUGGCGGCGGCGCGGGCCGGCCUGAGGUGGCUGGCCCUAAGGCUUCUGCUGCUGGUGGUGGGGCCGGGGGUCCUUGUAAGGACGGACCCUGCGCGGGACGAUCUGCGUGAGGAGCUGGUGGUCACCCCGCUCCCCUCCGGGGACGUGGCCGCCACCUUCCAGUUCCGCACGCGCUGGGCCUGGGACCUGCAGCGGGAGGGAGUGUCUCACUACAGGUUGUUCCCCAAGGCCCUGGGGCAGCUGAUCUCCAAGUACUCCGUGCGAGAGCUACACCUGUCGCUGACCCAAGGCUUCUGGCGGACUCGCUACUGGGGCCAGCCCUUCCUGCAGGCCCCGACCGGCGCCGAACUCUGGGCCUGGUUCCAGCCUUCUGUCGCUGAUGUCGAUAAAUCCUGGAAGGAGCUCAGCAACGUCCUCUCGGGGAUCUUCUGCGCCUCCCUUAACUUCAUCGACUCCACCAAUACCGUCACCCCCACGGCUUCCUUCAAACCCUUGGGGCUGGCCAAUGCCACGGACCACCGACUCCUGCGUUACGCCGUCCUGCCCCGCGAGGUGGUCUGCACCGAGAACCUCACCCCGUGGAAGAAGCUGUUGCCCUGCAGCUCCAAGGCCGGCCUCUCGGUGCUGCUCAAAGCCGAGCGUUUAUUCCACAGCAGCUAUCACUCGCAGGCCGUGCAUAUCCGCCCCGUGUGCAGAGAUGCCCGCUGCACCGGCGUCUCCUGGGAGCUGAGGCAGACGCUGACGGUCGUCUUCGACGCCUUCACCACGGGGCAGGCGAAGAGAGACUGGUCGCUUUUCCGCAUGUUCUCCCGCACCCUGACGGAGCCCUGUCCCCUGGCCACGCAGAGCCGCGUCUACGUGGACGUCUCCGGCAACGCCCAGGACGGCGAGGCCCUGGAGGUGAGCCCACCCCCCAAGGACACCUACCAGGCCGUCGUCCUCGGGGAGCGGAGGACCUACGCCGUCUUCGACCUGCUGGACCCGGCUACCUUCAACGGGUCCCGGAGCCUCAAUCUCCAGCUGAGGGGCAAGCGGCCCCAGGAUGGGGCUCCUCUUCCGGUGCCCUUCUUGCACGCGCAGCGGUACGUGAGCGGCUACGGGCUGCAGCAGGGAGAGCUGAGCACCCUCCUGUCCAACACCCAUCCUUACCGGGCCUUCCCCGUGCUGCUCCUCGAGACGGUGCCCUGGUACCUGCGCCUUUACGUCCACACGCUGGUCAUCACCACCAAGGGCAAGGACAACAAGCCAAGCUACAUCCACUACCAGCCGGCCCAGGACCGACAGCGACCCCACCUCCUGGAGAUGCUCAUCCAACUCCCGGCCAACUCCGUCACCAAGGUGUCCAUCCAGUUUGAGCGCGCCCUGCUCAAGUGGACCGAAUACACCCCCGAUCCCAACCACGGCUUCUACGUCAGCCCGUCGGUGCUCAGCGCCCUGGUGCCCAGCGUGGUAGGAGUCAAGACGGCCGACUGGGAGGAGAGCCCUCUGUUCAGCACGCUGUUCCCCGUGUCCGACGGGUCCAGCUACUUCGUCCGCCUGUACACGGAGCCGCUGCUGGUGAACCUGCCGACGCCGGACUUCAGCAUGCCCUACAACGUCAUCUGUUUGACCUGCACCGUGGUGGCCGUGUGCUACGGCUCCUUCUACAACCUCCUGACCCGCACCUUCCACCUGGAGGUGCCCAGCCGGGGCGGCCUGGCCAAGCGCCUGGCAAACUUGAUCCGCCGGGCCCGGGGCGUCCCCCUUCUCUGAUCUGCCGGACCCGGGGAGUCCCCCUUCUCUGAUAUGUCAGGCCCGGGCAUCCCCCUUCUCAAAACCACUGGGCCCAGGAUGUCUCCCUUCUCAGAACCAUGGGGCCUGCAGCCUCCCCCUACUCUGAUUUGCUGGGCUGGGGGCGUCCCCUUUUCAGAACCAGCGGGCCCAGGAUGUCCCCUUUCUCUGAUUGACUGGGCUUGGGGCAUCCCCCUUCUCUGAUCUGCCGGGCCCGGGGCGUCCCCCUUCUCAGAUCCAUCUGGCUGAGGGGUGUCCCCCUUCUCUGAUCCGCCGGACCCAGGGCGUCCCCUUUCUCUGAUCCACCAGACCCGGGGAGUCCCCCUCCUCUGUUCCAUCAGGUCCGGGGAGUCCCCCUUCUCUGAUUUGUUGGGCCCAGGGUGUCUCCCUUUUCAGAACCACGGAACCCAGGGUGUCCCCCUUUUCUGAUUGACCGGGCCCGGGGCAUCCUCCUUCUCUGAUCUGCCGGACCCGGGGAGUCCCCCUUCUCUGAUAUGUCAGGCCCGGGCACCCCCCUUCUCAAAACCACUGGGCCCAGGAUAUCUCCCUUCUCAGAACCAUGGGGCCUGCAGCCUCCCCCUACUCUGAUUUGCUGGGAUGGGGGCGUCCUUCCUGGCAGAACCAGCGGGCCCAGGGCGUCCCCCUUCUCUGAUCCGCCGGACCCGGGGAGUCCCCCUUCUCCGAUCCAUCGGGUCUGGGGAGUCCCGCUUCUCUGAUUUGUUGAGCCCAGGGUGUCUCCCUUUUCAGAACCACGGGGCCCAGGGUGUCCCCCUUCUCUGAUUCACCGGGCCCGGGGCGUCCCCCUUCUCUGAUCUGCCGGGCCCAGGGAGUCCCCCUUCUCUGAUAUGUCAGGCCUGGGCAUUCCCCUUCUCAAAACCAUUGGGCUCAGGAUGUCUCCCUUCUCAGAACCAUGGGGCCUGCGGCCUCCCCCUACUCUGAUUUGUCGGGCCCGGGGCGUCCCCCUUCUCUGAUGCACUGGACCCCAGGAGUCCUCCUUUUCAGAUCCGCCAGACCGGGCGGUGUCCCCCUUUUCAGAUCCGCCGGACCGGGCUGUGUCCCCCUCCUCUGAUCCACCGAGCCCAAGGCAUCCCCCUCCUUUGAUUGGCUGGGCCCAGGUUGUCCCCCUCCUCUGAUCCACCGGGCCCGGGGUGUCCCCCUUCUCUGAGCCCGCUCCCCCUGCCCACCAGGGCAGCUGCUGAGCCAGGUACCACUCUGAUGCCUUCCCUUUCUCCCUGGCAUGUCUGCCCUGGGUGACAUUUUUGAGAGCUCACGGUUGGCCACAUGGGUGGUCCUGGGACUGUGAGGGGAGAGCCAGGUGGGGCUGUGUGGGAAACGUCUUGGGGGGAGGG